Messenger RNA from Colossoma macropomum (tambaqui), 1668 nucleotides. RefSeq names its product mitochondrial ribosomal protein L42 (gene mrpl42). The coding region runs from base 52 to 489 and encodes 145 amino acids. The record is from RefSeq and is a predicted model, not a curated record. The transcript has 5 exons. Lineage: Eukaryota; Metazoa; Chordata; Actinopteri; Characiformes; Serrasalmidae. Gene Ontology annotation, cellular component: mitochondrial large ribosomal subunit.
CCGGAUCGUGAAAGAAGAAGACAUUACUUGACGGUGCUACAGCUGGAAAGCAUGGCUGGAUGGGGUCAAGUAAACUGGCUGUCGCGGGUGCUUACUCGCGUUUGCUGUAGCAGAAAUUUAAGUAAACUCAAAGUUGGUCCUGUGUCGUCUCAUGCCACAGUGUCACAUCAAAUACCAGCUUCUGAUCAAAACUGUAAUGUGGACCUUGGCGUGACACAUGAUGGCAAAACCAUAGUGUGUUUCCACCAUGCUGCAGGCAUUGCCUUCGAGUUGACCAAGACCCUUUCCAGACCAGAUACCAUUAGCGAUCCUGUAGAAACCCAUGAUCUGGUGUUGAAGUCUAAACUCACUGGUGAAAUUUUAAAAGAUAAACAGAACUCAAUAAUAGAGGAGCUUUCAAAGAUGUUCUACACCACAAAGCACCGCUGGUACCCCACCGGACAAUAUCAUAGAAGACGCAGGAACAGAAACCCACCCAAAGACAGAUAGUUGUAUAUAUUCUCUGAGACACAGUAAUUGUUCUUAAUAUACAGUUUCUGGUGUUUGUUUUGUGGUAAAAUCUGAAAUAAUGUAACUGGAACAGUGGUGGAAUGGCUUUUUUUUUCCUUCAGUGAACUGUUAUUUAUUUUUUGGGGGGGGCAAAAUUUUAAGUCCAACAUGCACAAUUAAAGAAGUGUGCUUUUUCCCUCUCAAAUCCGUUUUUGUUCUUAAUCAGAAGCUUGCAAGUAAAUCUUUGAGUGACAGGGGUCAGAGAACAGCCACAUAGCCUAUGCACAUGCCAAGCAUAUCAGUUUUACAGGGCCCCUUGCCAGCCGAAAGACACACAACUCAUGUACACACCAAGCACACACCUUAUUACUCCCAUACUGUUGGCAAAACCAGAUUUUUCGGUGUGUUACAAUGCCCCGCAAUUCCUUUGUCCACUCAGCUUUAGUACAGACAGUUUAGAGCAUAUGAGCCCGAUGCCACUUAUGAGGCCAGGACAGUGCCUAGAUGUUCAGGAACCAGCCUGUUUUGCACACCAACAUGCAGCCCAUUCAGUCAGUCCCACGCUGAUAACUCUAGGGGCAUCAAAGCAUUCAGUAGCAUCAACCCCAAUAUGGAUACAGCCCUCCCCACCUGAGGAGUGACAGUAGGCCUAUCGGAAAGCGUAAAGCGUGGAAAUGCUUGUGUACUCCCUACCCUUGGAUUCUAAAUACUUUCAAAAAGGCUAAGCCCUGCAGUUCAACAGCAGCCCUCCAGGGUUUGCUGGUGUCGCACAAACAUACAUACCAGCUCAAGAGGGGCCUUAUCUAUAGCAGGAGAUAUGCUCCCUUUUAGAAAAAGGUGCUUCUGCAUUCUUCUUAGUGCUACUCUUGCAUUUCCGUUUUUUCGAGGGUAACACUCACUUCAGCUCCACAGAAGCAAUAUCAAAAAGUUAUUGUUGUGUACCAUAGCAACUCAUCUGCAACAUCCAUAUUUAGGUUUCCAUGCACCGUCACAACAAAUAGUGAGAAUAAGAAGUGGAUGGAAGUGUUGAUUGGAACUUUAAACAGAGCUAAAGUGCUGUAUUGGUGGUGUAGCCCUGUUUACUGGUGUUGCAGCUGCUCACGUGAAGCAAUCUGUGUCUUUGUUUAACAUGCCAGCAAUUUUCAAAAUAUCUGUUCUAUAAAAUGAAAGCAGAACUUG